UGGUCUGUCGUCAGGAGACGUUGGAGGGACUAAGUAAGUAGUUACUCAGAAAAGUUGCAAAAGUUAUCAAGAUAUCUCUGUUCUUUAUUCUUGUUGAAGUAAAGAAAAAGCAAACAACAUUUUACAAAUUGGAAUCGUUGCUUUUAAAUGGAAUGCUUUCUGCCUUGCAAGCAGCUGCUGUAAAAUGAGAGACAAACAUGGCAUCGGAAUUUGUUCGAUGGUGAUCUUUACGUCCGUUUAACGUUACGAUGUCCUAAUCCAUACACGAUUUCAGGAAUAAUGCAAGAAGUUCCUAUUGCUGUAGCAAUACGGGUACGACCCUUGGUUGGCCAAGAAAAGCUUCUUCAUGAGGAAGAAUGUAUUUCAUAUGUAAAUGGCAAGCCUCAUUUGAUACUUGGCAAAAACAGGGGGUUCAAAUUUGACCAUGUUUUCAAGCCAGAUGUAACACAGGAUGAAGUAUACAAAAGCUGUGUUUGUCAACUUGUGGAAAAUUGCAUUGAUGGUUAUAAUGCCACAGUAUUUGCAUAUGGACAGACUGGUUCUGGCAAAACAUAUACAAUGGGGACAGGUAGCAACUGUGCUUUGCUUGAUGAAGAAAUUGGAAUUCUGCCAAGAGCAAUAAAUGAUAUAUUCAAAAUUAUUGAGGAACGGAGCAAAGGAGCUUUGUAUCGACUGAAGGUAUCAUUCAUUGAAAUAUACAAGGAAGAAGUUAAGGAUUUGCUAGAAUUCCAAGGGGAUGGCAAAGAUCUUCAUAUAAGAGAAGAUGAAAAGGGCAAUACCAUUGUUGCUGGCCUGAGAGAGGAGACAGUUCACAGUCUGGAUGACGUCAUGUCAUGUCUUGAUUCUGGAGCAUCUUUACGCCACACUGCAUCAACGCAGAUGAACGAGUAUUCUAGCCGAUCACAUUGCAUAUUUACAAUUGCUAUUGAACGCCAUCCUAUGUUAAGAGAGGAAAUCGACAAUCAAGCAAACUUCAGCGAGUCAGUAACAACAGCAAGGUUCCAUUUUGUGGACUUAGCGGGAUCAGAGAGGAGUCACCGUACAGGAAACCAGGGUGAAAGAUUCCGUGAAUCAAUUUCAAUAAAUGGCGGCCUACUUGCUUUGGGCAAUGUGAUAUCGGCGUUGUCUGACCCCAGAAGAAGGCAGCAGCAUGUCCCAUACAGGCAAAGCAAGCUGACACGACUUUUGAAGGAUUCUCUUGGAGGGAACAGCAGGACUUUGAUGAUAGCAUGCUUAAGCUCCUGCUCAUCAGAUAUCGAUGAAAAUCUUAAUUCUUUGAAAUAUGCCACAAGGGUGAAGAACAUACGAAACAAGCCUAUAAUAAACACAGUUGUUGAGGCGACGAAACUUGCAAAGAUGCAAAACGAGAUUCAGGUGUUGCGCGAAGAGCUAAUCCGUCAGAAAACUGUACCCGUAUCAUCACAAGGCUCUGAAAGACCACCCGUUGAUAUUGCAAGUUCGGAUAAGUUAAAAGAAGAAAUAGAAAGAUUGAAGAGCACCUGUGACAUGUAUGGCUCAAUGAGCAGCGAUGCUGCCUCGUUAAUCAAAUUGUUCCAUGGUUCAGACAUGCCUCCCUACGACAUCCAGGAUAAACUCGCCACGUGGAUAGAACGCUGGGAGAGCUGCAAGAGCUUUGCACGGGAGCUGGCUGCGGGGGCGGAUGAUGCACGGCGACAAAUCAUUGACCAGGAAAUAUUAAUGGAAAAAUCGCAUGAAAUCGAAGAAUUUAAAGUCAAAAUUCAAGCAUUGGAAAAUGAAAAGGAGAGUUUGGCUGCGAAACUGCGGGAAAUUUCAGAAGGUGAAAAGAGGAGAGAACGGCAAAUGUUUGAGCAGCAGUUGAAAAUUCAUACUUACGAAGAUGAAAUGGGGAGAUUGCGUCACAAAAAUGAUGACAAAAACAUCAGAAACAAUUCAAGAACGAUUCCACCAAAAAGUGCUCCUUCCAGGCUGCAGAAAAGAGGGGCUUCAACACUAUCACGGUUCAAAACGAGGUAUGCCUCGUUUGACGACGAUCAGUUGAUGAGAAGCUUUCGAGCGCGCAAUGAACUAUUGGUUUCAAAGUAUGAAGAUAUCGAUGAAGUUUCCCAUGAUGAUUUUGUUAGUUCGGAAGAAGAUGAAAGUGAAGCUGAAGGAGCGGAUCGUGGACUGAAAAGCACUUUCACCAAGGCACAUUCUUCGUUUCCUAAAUUUCCUCAGAAUCUCUGGAAUCAUACCAAAGAAAGCAGUGCAAAUGCCCAAGGUGUGGCGGCAAGGGAGGAGCUUCCUUUUGAUGUACCCAGAAAGGGAGUGAACAGGCCAUUGGCUUCCAUGACACCAUCGAAGCUGCCUGUUAGACGUACACCUAGCAAUCAGAACGAGGUUGCGGGGAAAGCACCUCAAACCUCUGAAAACACGAAACGGAAAUUGCGGAAUGUGGAAUUGGACCUGAAGGACGCAAGGCAAAAGUUGCUGAAUUUACAAGGGAACAUCGAGCAAAAGGAGGAGCUCAUUAAAGAGUUGAUAGUUGGUGAUCGAGAAAAGCAGGAACUAAAUAACCAGUACAAGGAGAAAUUGAAGCAUUUGGAGAAAGAGACGGAACAAGCGAAGAAAGAUCUAGAGGAGGCAAGGUCAAAGCUAGACAGCGUUGAGAAGGAGGGGACCAGUAAACAAAAACUGGAAAGGGAAUACAAAAAGAAACUGAAAGCUGUUGAAACUAAGGUAUCAGCACUUGAAAGCAAGAGGACUGAGGCUAAUUUAUUGGACGAAUUUAGAAAUAAGGGGGACAGAAAGAUUAAAGAUUUAGAGGGCCAUAUUGAGAGGUUGCGUAACCAUUAUGACCGCAUGGCAAAAAAACUGAAGCAAGAGUCGGAAGAAAAGUCAAAGUUAGAGCAGGAUUUGACCAAAGGUGAACACAGGAUUAAAGAAUUGGAAAUGAAGACUGAUCAACAAUCAAAGCUAUUGAAGAGAAAAACAGAAGAGGCGUUAACUGCCCAGAGGAAAUUGCGAGCUGGAAGCAAUGCGCAUGAGCAGGAGGUAAAGGACGAAUUAGAUGUUAAAAGGGAAAAGAUUGACGAAGAAAUUGAUAAGAUAGUAAAAGAAAAGCAAAAAAUUGAAGAGCUUGAUAGAGAUCUAAAGAAAAGAGAAGAAAUAAUCCGAAAGAAAGAAGAUCUAUUAAAAGAGAAGUAUAAACUUGAAAUGAAAAAAGUCCGAUCCAGUCAGAUUCUAAACCAGGAUAUUGUGAGGCUUUCCGUGCAACUAGACGACGUGCAAAAAGCAAUUUCGGACGCCAAACGUGCCUCAAUUAUUGCUAAAGACAAGGCAAGAUUCCAAGAAGAUGUAAACAGACUUCUAAGAAGAAAAGAGGAACUUGAUCAGCAAAGAAAGGAUCUUGAGCUGAAACUGGAAGGCAAUGAGAUUUUAGAACCAACAGAGGAGAGGCAUUUGAUUGAGCUUGUUGAAGCUGUUGAGGCACUUGAGAUGGCUAUUGACUUUAAAAAUGAAAUUAUUGAGAACAAAGAAAACAGUUUUGGGAUAAAGCCUGACAAUGAAGUUGUUGUUGGAAGAUUGAUGGAGAUGGUACAAGAGCUAAGUGCAGUGGAAAUAAAGGGUCUGCUGCAGAAGUAUUUUGAACGAGUGAUAGAGCUGAAAGAGGCGGAAAGGAAAAUGAUGGAAAUGCGAGAUGAACUAGAAAUAGAACUUAGAGAGAAGGAAAAAUUUGCACAGGAAUUGCAACACUCUCUUGUUCAAAUGGAGGCAAGAGCUGAAAGGAAGCUAACAGAACUUGAAAAAGAUCACGAGAAGGAAAUUCAAUUUUUGAUCGAAAAAGUUAACAAUUUAGUUAAAGGACAAUCAUCCAACGAGGUUGUCAGGUCAUUGGAAAGAAAAAUUCAAGAAUUAGAAAGAGAGUUGUUUUACUACAAAAAAACUAGUCGUGAACUGAAGCAUAGAUUACGAGAAGUGAGCGGGGCCUCGAUUGUAUCUGAAAGUAUGACGUCAGAAAAACACAGCAGUAGAAUGGCUGCAGAAAAAACACAGGGGGGCACAUCUGAAGAGAGGAAAACUAAUUUGUCAAGGGUUGGGUCACCUGAAGCUCAAAUGGGGAAACUUCCGUCCGAUGAAAGCUUCCACCUACCCCCAGUGCAACAGGCUGCACAAGAAGAAAAGAAAUCAAAAAAUGACCAAAAAGAUGGAAGAAAGUCACCGAAAACACACGCAAGAUCUAAUUAUGAAAAUUAUGUCAACCAAGAUGAACAGAAGCGAUUAAAGGACAUAUUCGAGUCAAGACAACAAACAUCAAAGGCUAGAAAAGAGUACAAGCAUCAAAGAGGUGACGGUUCUGUUGACCAAAAGUCAGCCUCAUCUUCCAAUCUGCAAUCACAUUAUAAAGAUUCAAACGAAACAGGAAAGAAUCCCUGGUCAUGAGAGAAAACUUGGUCAAGCAGUCUCCAAUGUGCUUUGGAUUACAUGCCUCAAAGAGAACAGAUAGAAAAAUGCCCUUUUUCAGCAUCUGGAUGCAUCUUGAGCAACUCACAGAACAAGGGAAACAAUUUAUGAAAAAAGACUCACAAAGCACAUUAGUGAAAAUUGUUCAUAUUCCACUAAUAAAUGGUUUGCUAAGCUAUGAAAUUGCCUACCAAUGAUGCUAGGAUAGAACCACCAAUCCAUGAACUGAAUCGUCUCUCUGUCUGGCUGUUAUUGGAUAUCAGCUUUAGCCUCAUGCUCUACAAAAUCAAUUGCAUCAAUACUAUAUUACACCAGUAUGAUACCCAAAACAUCAUAACAAUCUCACCAUUGCAUUAUUUAUAAUUGAUAAUAUAUAUAAAACACUUAGCAAACAUACAACAGAUGCAAUCAUCAACCGGGUUGGUGUUUUGAUGACCAAAAUGAAGAAGUGAAAAUGAAGGUUUAUCUGUUGACAUGUAUGAGGAAUUAAUGCAUACUUUAUGAAAAAAAUCACAUAAAGUUAUCUAAUUAAAUAUUAUAAACAAAUAUUUAUACUUUCAGUAGACAGUAGCAGGGUUUCUACAUUUUGUCUAUUUAUCAAAUUUUAGAAACUUGAAAUAAUAAUAAAUAUCAUGAUACAAUUAUAAAGGUAUUCAAAUAGAAUUGUUGGACUAAAAGUAAGGGAAGAACAUACAGAUGGUGUCUUUGAUAAUAGCUCCCUGUUGAGUCUGUCCACAAACCCAUUUAAUAAAGUGUUGCCUCCCACUGCAAUCACACUGUUAUACAGACCCUGCAAAGAGACAAAACAAGAUUUUCAGUUUUUAGUAUUAUUGGUAGAAGCAUGUGAAUAAGUUAAUUAAAAAUUGAAAAAGACUAGAUGUCAAAGAUAAACUGAAUUGAUUAAGAGAAAAUAAUAAGAUAAAAAACAAUUGUAUUUCAUACCAUAUGUCAUAACUAAGACCCUGUCUACAUGUGACCGGAUCCGAACUGGAUAAAAAAGAGUUUGGAUAGGUCCUGUGUUUACUUGGGCUCGUCUUCAGAGGUGAUCCUGUAAGGAUUUGAUCUGGACCGGAUCCUGUGUAAACAGUUGGAUUGUGGUCCAGAUCGGAUUGGUUUACGUUGUUUCGCAAGUGAGACAGAAUAAUUGUCAAUUCGAAGUACUUCAAACCUGUAUCCUGUGAGAUUGGCAUGAGAAAACUAAACAGGAAGUUGAGUUACUACAAUAUUGACAAAUCAGUACCACGAUAAGAUGAAUCCAGCAGUCUUAGAGAUAUGUUUGGAGCUUAUGUUUUAUUUUUAUUUUUGCUGUGAGUCUGUCUUCUGUGAACAGCACUUGUUAAUUGUGAAUUGGGGUGAAUUGCAAGUUGCUUUAUGUUCAUGUUGCGUCUGAUGCACACUCAUCUGGAUCCAAUACGUGUAAAUGCAAAUGGUUUUGGAUCAGACCCCAAGUAAACGCUUGGGAUCGGAUCCACAAGUAUACAAAUACUUUGGAUCUGAACUGUUUGAGGUCUCAUGUAAACAGGGUCUAAACAAACAUCAAACAAAGAUGCAAGAAAAUUUUUUAAAAAGUUUUUCCUACAAAAUAAAUAGAUUUAUACAAAUAUCUACAUAAACUUUUGAAUAACUAUAUUAACAGCUUAUUUUAGCAUGCUUAAAGGUAAUGUGUCCAUAUAAAAGAACUGUGUAUACCCAACUUGUCAAGCCACCCAUCAAAAUAACGGUUUGCGAUUGAUUAGUAUUCUUGCGAUGCAAAACUGCUCACAUGAAAAGCUAACCUCGCAGCACGAUCCAUAAACAAAAUGACUGUAAUGACUGGGGCGAUGACAUGAAGAAUCACAUAUUUCUAAAACCCCCGCAGAGUCGCUUGCUUUAGCUGGACACAUUACCUUUAAUUUCGCUGAUGCAAAGGGAUUUGGUUUUCAAUUUCCUGGUCAUAUUGACAGCUCAUGUCUAAGCAGGCACAGGCCACUUAUUAUGAAAUUGCUUUGAAGUUCUGUUCCUUCAGACUCCCGAUCAUAUUAUUCAUAAGUCCCCACUUGGCCUAAAGUCAGGAUAUCAUAAUUUUAAAAUGCAAUGUUUAGUACUUGUAGAGAAUCCAUUAAGGCACUGAGAAAGCAGAAGGUUAGGGAUGUUAUGUUAAAGUAUGGAACUAAAUUUGAACUGCAAGUUGAUGCUCAUUUUUCAAUCAAAACGAAAUUUUAUCUGUAGUUCUUCUAUCUUGAAAUCACAUUGCUAACCAACAAGUUUCAAUGCCUCAGCAAGCAGCAUUUUGCUUAAUAUUAUUUCUGCAUUCUAAACACUGCAAGGGAAACACAGCUUAAGAUUUUAAGCACUAUAAUGAGAGAAUUCAAGAAGGAACUUACAGCUCUAAUAUCGAUAUCACACAUCCCUAUGCUUGUUGUAAUGACAUGAGGGACACCAAGCAAUGUUGUGCUCUCUAUUCCCUAGUGAAAAUUACAAAUUGUCAAUUAUCAUCAAUUGUCAUCUAUUAUCAUCAAUAGUCAUCAAUUAUUAUCAACUGUCAUCAAUUAUCAUUAAUUAUAAUCAAUUGUCAUUAACUGUCAUCAAUUGGCAUCAAUAAUAAUCAUCAUUUUUGUCACCAUCAUCAUACUAAUUGUAGCAGCUAGUCAAAUAUUCAUAAUUAUGAGAUAAUUAGGUCAUCUUUCUUUCUAUAAGUGAAAUGAACAAUUUACC
Messenger RNA from Rhopilema esculentum, 7116 nucleotides. RefSeq names its product kinesin-like protein KIF27. Gene Ontology annotation, molecular function: ATP binding; microtubule motor activity; microtubule binding. The record is from RefSeq and is a predicted model, not a curated record. Gene Ontology annotation, cellular component: microtubule associated complex. NCBI's taxonomy places the organism in Eukaryota, Metazoa, Cnidaria, Scyphozoa, Rhizostomeae, Rhizostomatidae. Gene Ontology annotation, biological process: microtubule-based movement; spindle elongation; mitotic spindle organization.